This is a messenger RNA of Elaeis guineensis (African oil palm), 688 nucleotides long. The record is from RefSeq and is a predicted model, not a curated record. NCBI's taxonomy places the organism in Eukaryota, Viridiplantae, Streptophyta, Magnoliopsida, Arecales, Arecaceae.
UGUUCUUUUUUUUUUGUGUGUCAAGAAUGUCUGUGAUUUUAAUCUCAGAUAAUGUAAAGAAUUCUGAACUUGGAAAGUUAUUUAUUAGAAAAGAGUUAGCAAAGUAGAAAAAUAUUUUGUCCAAGAAGCCAUAUGAUUUGGAGGCUUCAUUUGGAACACAAUUAUUUGAUUUAUGCUCACCCAGUUUGAACUGGUUUGGAAUUGCUGCAUCCAUUUGCACUAUAUUUCAAAAAUUAACCUGCACGUAUUGUUACUUUUCGCAUCUCUUCAGAAAACCUGCAAGCCAUAUGUUAUGUAUAUAGCAUGUCUUCCAGCCGAUCUUUAUCUGAUUAGCUGUUAUUUUGUUUGUACUAUUUUGCAGAUGAUUGACGAUCAAGACUUGGGAUUCUUUGCCAAUUUCCUUGGCUUAUGUAUAUUUAUUUUGGUAAUUACUUAUCAUUAUGUCAUGGCUGACCCAAAAUAUGAAGGAAAUUAAUACUAAACUGACGAUGCUUUAGAACUUUCAUUGAGCGAUAUGGAGACAUUUGCUAUUUGGUGUUACAAGGGUAACUCAGAUCAUAAAUUUGAUGAUAGUUUUGUCAUGAGGAACUUUCAGCUUUCAUUCCAACAAAAUGAAUUGGUACACUGCUUUUUCCUGCUUUAUAUGAAAAGCUCAUAAUAUCUUGUUAGCAGUCCUUUCUGAUCAAAA